AUGCGGAGAGCGCCCUUUCCCUGGGCCCUCCGUUUCUGUUGCCAUCAAAUCCCAACUUCCAGCGUUGCCAUCUCCACACUUCGUCAUCAUCGAUUCAGUUCGUCAACAGCACAAAGACUAGACAUGCCGCGUCUGAACUUCGCCUCCCAAAAUGCAAUCAACCGGUUAAGGGCCUACAAGCCCCCACCGACGAACUAUGAGUUGGUACCGGUAUCACGACGGGCAGCAGUGCUAGUCCUUCUUUAUGCGGACUCAAAGGGGGAUCUGAGAGUCGUUCUAACGAUUCGCGCGAGCACGUUGAGUUCCUGCAAAUCCGACUCCGAAUCCGAAACCCCUUUUCAGACCGCGCGCCGCGAAGCAAACGAGGAGAUCGGGCUGCCGGGGAUAUCCCAACCCCUCCCAGCCCCUUUUUCAGUCGAACACCUGUGCGAAAUCCCCUCUAGCCUUGCGCGCACGGAGUUGGUCGUCCGGCCGUGCGUCGCGCUCCUGCACACGUACGACGAGCAAACGGGGCAGAAUGCCGAUCCGGAGACCUCGCUUAUCCCGCGGCUGGACGCCCGUGAGGUCGCGGCCGUGUUCACUGCGCCCUUUCGUGACUUCCUGCGAGUCUUGGGGGAUCCGAGGGCGGGUAAUCCGGAGGAGUGGUAUCAGGGGGCUUGGACGGAGUGGUAUGGGACUGGGUGGAGAAUGCAUCAAUUCUUCGUCCCGAUAACCCCCAACACAGUCGUCAAGCCGCGCCCGCAACACUCAGAGCAAGAAGAAGCCGUGCACGCGCUCCAAGAGCAGGAGUCAGCCGGCGAAGUCACGCGGUACCGGGUGUUUGGAAUGACGGCGCGGAUCCUCGUGGACGUUGCGAGGAUCGCGUACGAUGCGGAGCCGGAGUUUGAGCAUAAUCGGCAUUCGGGUGACGAGGAGCUGAUUGCUCGGUUGAGGGGGAUGGGGAGGUUGACAGCAAAGUUUUGA
Aspergillus calidoustus is the source of this 963-nucleotide messenger RNA. NCBI's taxonomy places the organism in Eukaryota, Fungi, Ascomycota, Eurotiomycetes, Eurotiales, Aspergillaceae. The record is from the annotation of a GenBank genome assembly.